AUUGUCCGGAUCGUCGCUUCGUUCUAUUUGGGGGAAGAGCCUUGUCGUUCCGGAUCGUCGUUUUGUUUCUUUCGAGGGGGGUCCUUUGACGAACAAAGCGCUGUUGUCGUUGUCGUAUCGUCGUCAAUUCGUCGUCGAUCGUCGCUCAUCGAGAAGUAUCGAGAAGCUCGGAGAAGUAUACAUAUAUACCAGGGUGAUCGGGAACUGCUGUUCGACGACGUACUUACUCUCUGUUCUGCUCGUCUUGUCAAUCUCGACUCCUCCUUCUUCAAUACGAAUAGCAUCUUCGCCUUUUGCAUCUUCGCCAUGUCUUCCUCGCAACUCGCCAUCGCUGCUCCUCGUACGCCGACUGCUCAGCGAUCGCAAUCGGUGUUUCCUUCCCCAAGUGACUGCCCGGGACCUCGCACACCCAUCAAAGCAUUGGGUACUCCAGGAAGGUCGAAGUUCGGCUUGGCUAGAUCGGAGAUUGGAACAUCCUCUUCGGUCGCCAAGAUCUCGGGCUUGAUCGCGGGCUCCCCUCACCGUUCGCCGUCGCCUUCACCUCGUCGAGAAGCCUCGGUCUUGAGUGAUAUCAAACCCACCCAGACCGAGCUCGGAAUCAGCAGUGGUCGGGCUGGAUCCGUGGCUCGUAGUUAUCGAGCCCGGUCGAUCACUCGUGCUGGUUCGGUAGCCUCGAGCUUGUCUCCUUCGGAGUCCGCCAGCCAGAUCGGUACCGGUAGCAGGGCUCAGUCGACAAUCUCUAGGGCCUCUCGCGCUGUGCCCUAUCCGUUGAACUCGAGGGCCAGGACCAUGACCAGAUCUCCGGCUCCUCCGGUUCGGGAGCCUUUGUUUUCGAACCCGGAUGACGAUGACGACGAUGGCGAUGACGACGGGGUCACCUGUCUUUCCCCAGGUGGGGACCUGGACUACACCCCCGACGACGACGACAACGCGACGAUUCUACCAGAAGCCGGCGGCAAGCGUCUCGCCGCGACCUCGCCCUCGAAAUCGUCUCGUGCUUCCGGUAGUCUCACCAGCUCGGUCGGGUCGAUCGUCGAUACUCCCAAAUUCAAGCCCCACCCUCUCGGCAUGGACUCUGUUGAACUUCAGAUGUUGAAUCAAGAUAUCCUAUCCUUGUUAUUUGCUAAUCCAGCUAACAAGGAGGGUCUGCGGGACAUCUGCAAAGAAUACGGGUUUCAGUCCCCUGUGGAUCUGAAGCGCAUGAUGACCGAAACGAUCAGACGCGCAGCCGACUCAAACGACGGCAAGUUCCUCACGACGUCAAUCGAAGACCCUCGAAAGUCUUAUAAGCCGUCCCGAGUCAUCAACGAUCCCGACAACCCCAUGAAUAUCGACUAGGACGAGUGGCGAUUUUACGACAUGU
Filobasidium floriforme is the source of this 1363-nucleotide messenger RNA. RefSeq lists its product as uncharacterized. The record is from RefSeq and is a predicted model, not a curated record. The transcript has 4 exons. Bases 307 to 1338 code for a protein of 343 amino acids. NCBI's taxonomy places the organism in Eukaryota, Fungi, Basidiomycota, Tremellomycetes, Filobasidiales, Filobasidiaceae.